AUAUUCAAAUUUUCUGAGACAGUCCUGUAUAUAUUUUUUAUUUUUAAAAACAAAAAACUCUUUAUGCCUUGGUUAAAGUUAAAAAACAGAUGCAAGUGUUACCUGUUCUGAGACUGCUGUUGAGGACAACUUUUCUGGUGAGGCCUAUUGUUUACAGGAUUUGGAUUUAAAUAGAUAAAAUAAUGCCUUUCCUUUUUGAUGAUUGGGACAAGGACUGUCGUUCAGUUUGGCCUUCAGAGUAGUGGAGCUGUUUUGAUUUCUUUUUUUUUUUUUUAAAUCAAAUCUGUGUGUCUCUUCUGGUUUAUUUGUAAUAUCCUUUGACACAAGAAUCUACAUUCUAGGUAAACAUGCCAAACAUUCCCCCUUCACACACGCUGUCUGCACAUCAUGUAGCGUCAGGCCGAGGCCAGGAGGCAGGCUUGCUUUUGGUGGGAGGACAGAAGGAGGAUAUAAAAGCAUUUGUGGGGCUGAGACUAACGGAAGCUUGUGUGACGAUGAGGACGAAGUGGACACGUCAAGUGUGCGUCCUUCUACCCAACAAGCAGCGCCUGGACUGUCGUGUCAGGGUGAAAGCCAGAGGUCAGGAGGUGUUAGGCAUCGUGCUGAGGCGGCUCAGUGUCAGCGAUCUCCAAGUGUUUGGUCUGGCUGUUCUCAGAGAAAAUGAAUAUCUUUUUCUGGAUUUGGACCGAAAGCUGAACAAGUACUUUGGCAAAAAAUGGAGCAGGGACUCUUUAACGGUCCCGUUCACCUUAUUUUUGAGGGUGCGAUUUUUUGUGGAAAGUGGGCUGCUAAUAUUGAGCAGUAAAAUGCAGCAGCUCUACUACGCUGAGCUGAGGCAGAAGGUGCUGCGCUCACAGAGCCAACACCAGGAAGCUCUGUUCUUCCAGCUGGCCGCUUCUGCGCUCCAGGCCGAGGUGGGAGAUCUGCUGCAGAGAGAGGAGGAUGGAGGUGGAGGAGAGACGAAAGAGGAGAGGAUGCUUACACAUUACUUUCUUCCUGAAGAUUACUUCCCUUCUUGGCUCAUAAAGCGCAGAGGGAGAGACUACCUUCUCAAACACUGUCCAGUUCUCCAUGGCGAGCUGAGAGGGGCGUCACGCAGCCGAGCCAUCCUGCAGUUUAUCAGACAGGCCAGCGGCCUGGAGGACGGAGCAACGACCUUCUACAGGAUGAGACAGGAGAAGAAGGAGCUGAAAAGUUUCAUUCUUCUCGGUGUGGCAGUUACAGGAGUCCAGAUUUAUCAGGAGGUAGAAGGGAAGCGAAGUGCCCUUUUUGAUUGCUCGUGGACAGAUAUUGACCGCUUUACGUUCCAGGGCCGGAGGUUUGAAAUCGCUGCCGUGGGCUCUCUGUGCCUCUCCAGACUGGUGUACUACACUCAUUCUGCCUUCCACUCUAAACACGUCCUGAAACACUUGUGUGACAACCAUCGCUUUCACAUACACACCAGAGACGCAGUCAGCUAUUUACAGCAGCUGGAAGACACGCAGGGUCAGCAAGCUUCCUCUCACUCCUACAAAGAGGCGUACAUCUGUGAUCCCAAACGCUUAAAACAGAAACUACGCUGCCACGACCUCACGUCCUCCAUGUCUGACUGCAGCGGUGCAGCAGAAGCAGUGAUGCCUUGGACCAUAGAGGAGGAGGAGGAGGAGGAUGAAGGUUCUCCAUCAGAAGCCAAGCUGUGGUUGGACGAAUCAGAGGAAGCUUUUGUUGACGACCCAGCCGAGGUGUCCUGGUUGUCAGAGCUGCUUUAUGGCGCGUCUGUGGAUGGACCUUUGUUGUUAUCCACAUCUCCCUGGGCAGGUUAGUCCCAGGAUCACCAUCUGAGAAAAACUUUGAAUGAUUGAAUAAAUGCAUCAUAUGACCGAACAUCUUGUUUCUCAAUCAGCGUUGACCAUGGAAAUGAGACAGGUUCUGUGGGAGAGAACUGGUGAAGAGGCGUCUGUGGACUAAUUUACAGCCAGUGAUACGAGGACCUCAUGAAGACUAGUUCUGCGGCUGAAGACUAGGAGACAAUUAUAAGUGUUUGUCUUACUGACAUUUAAAGAGAACUACUAAUAAACAUCAAAAUAAUGAAAAUGUUAAAUGUACAAUCCAUGUGGUGCACUCUGUAUGAUGUGUAUACAACUACACAAAAUGUUUCAGUCUUCAAUUU
Cololabis saira (Pacific saury) is the source of this 2149-nucleotide messenger RNA. RefSeq names its product FERM domain-containing protein 6-like. Gene Ontology annotation, cellular component: cytoplasmic side of apical plasma membrane; cytoskeleton. The transcript is spliced from 12 exons. NCBI's taxonomy places the organism in Eukaryota, Metazoa, Chordata, Actinopteri, Beloniformes, Belonidae. The record is from RefSeq and is a predicted model, not a curated record. Gene Ontology annotation, biological process: positive regulation of hippo signaling. The coding region runs from base 348 to 1802 and encodes 484 amino acids.